CGAUAUGGGGGUUUUGAUUUAGGGUUAAUAAUCGCCAUGCGGGUUCAAUUUAGGGUUCGUUUCUUGAGGAUUUGAAAUCGAUUUGGGGGUUUCUACUUAGGGUUCCAAAUCGAGUUUGGGGUCACGGUUUACCGUUUAUUUUGUUAUAAUCUUUGCUUUUUCUGGUACAGAUGGAUCCCGCAGAAGAGAGAAGAGAGACAAAGAGGCAGUCGGAGUUGAUCAACAUGCAAGGAUACGUGGCAGAUUCAGAAUACGGGAUUCCGACGAGGUGUCCCUGCGGAGGGAGAAUCAUUGACGAAGUUCGGGGGAAGGACGACUACGACACUCUUCCUGGGAAGCGGUUCUUCACCUGCAAAAACUACACGGCUGAUGGGUUUCAUUACCGUCAGCCUUGGGUGAUUGGUGUCCAGGAGCAUAUCGAACGUCUCACAAAGCGUCUUGAGGAGGUUGAGUUGGUGAUCAACGGACUCCCGGAGGUCAAUUAUCAGAUUGAGAGGCUGGAGGCAGAGGUUAAAGCCCUCAAUCGGGAGGUUGAUAACCUCACUGGGCAGGUUUAUAACCUCUCAGUGCAGGUCGCGCACUUGGAGAAGCUAUGCUUCGACUGA
This is a messenger RNA of Brassica napus (rape), 605 nucleotides long. RefSeq lists its product as uncharacterized. The record is from RefSeq and is a predicted model, not a curated record. The coding region runs from base 171 to 605 and encodes 144 amino acids. Lineage: Eukaryota; Viridiplantae; Streptophyta; Magnoliopsida; Brassicales; Brassicaceae. The transcript is spliced from 3 exons.